Messenger RNA from Ficedula albicollis (Collared flycatcher), 1184 nucleotides. It is a transcript of the gene PPIE, whose product is annotated as peptidylprolyl isomerase E. The coding region runs from base 16 to 975 and encodes 319 amino acids. Gene Ontology annotation, biological process: protein folding; protein peptidyl-prolyl isomerization. The record is from RefSeq and is a predicted model, not a curated record. The transcript is spliced from 10 exons. Lineage: Eukaryota; Metazoa; Chordata; Aves; Passeriformes; Muscicapidae. Gene Ontology annotation, cellular component: intracellular membrane-bounded organelle. Gene Ontology annotation, molecular function: RNA binding; peptidyl-prolyl cis-trans isomerase activity.
GGCAACCGCGGCGCGAUGGCGGCGACCAAGCGGGUGCUGUACGUGGUGGCCGUGCCCGGUGACCACUGGCCGUGCCCGCUGAGCAGUGGCCGCCCCGCAGGCGGGCUGGCCGAGGAGGUGGACGAGAAGGUUCUGCACGCUGCCUUCAUCCCCUUCGGAGACAUCACCGACAUCCAGAUCCCGCUGGACUACGAGACCGAAAAGCACCGAGGAUUUGCCUUCGUGGAGUUUGAGCUGGCAGAGGAUGCAGCAGCAGCUAUUGACAACAUGAACGAGUCUGAGCUCUUUGGCAGGACAAUCCGUGUGAACCUGGCCAAACCCAUGAGGAUUAAAGAAGGAUCAUCCAGGCCUGUCUGGUCAGAUGACGAGUGGCUGAAGAAGUUUUCAGGGAAGACUUUGGAGGAGAACAAGGAGGAGGGAGCAGCAGAGGCCCCCAAAGCAGAGGCACAGGAGGAGGAGCCUCCUGCCAAGAAGUGCCGGGUGAACCCGCAGGUUUUCCUGGAGAUCAAGAUCGGGAACAGGCCGGCGGGGCGGCUGCGCAUCCUGCUGCGCGCCGACGUGGUGCCCAUGACUGCGGAGAACUUCCGCUGCCUCUGCACCCACGAGAAGGGCUUCGGCUUCAAGGGCAGCAGCUUCCACCGCGUCAUCCCCCAGUUCAUGUGCCAGGCCGGAGACUUCACCAACCACAACGGCACCGGCGGCAAGUCCAUCUACGGGAAGAAGUUCGAUGAUGAAAACUUCAUCCUCAAGCACACGGGGCCAGGGAUGGUGUCCAUGGCAAACUCUGGCCCGAACACCAACGGCUCCCAGUUCUUCAUCACCUGUGACAAGACAGAGUGGCUGGAUGGGAAGCACGUGGUGUUCGGGGAGGUGACCGAGGGCAUGGACGUGGUCAGGGAGAUCGAGGCUCAGGGCACCAAGGAUGGGAAGCCCAAGCAGAAGGUGAUCAUCUCAGACUGCGGGGAGUGCCCGUGAGCUCGGGGUUUGGGGAGCCUGGCCUGGAGGGACAGGGAGCCAGCAGGGAUGGGACACCCCAAGAGCUUCCCAGCGCUGCCCAUCCUGCAGCUGCCAUAGGAACUCCCCUGCAAAGGGGAUAAAUUCCUUUCCCAGGGAUAAAUCACUGCCCGGCCUGCGCUGCCCGAGCAGGGCUGGGCUGGUCCUGCCGCCGUGUUCUGGAAAAAAUU